GUGACAUAAACAAUUUAAUGGACUCGCCUAAAUGGGUUAAACACGUAUAUGUCAUACUAGUGUUUGUUUACGUUAUUCCGUUGAUAAUGAUUGCGGUAAUCGGAAUUUCUUGUAGGAAAAGAAUAAUACAUAUUAUUUAAACAACUCUCGACGAGCUUUCAUGUUGAUAAGAUAUUGUUAAAUCUGAAAAUAUAUAUGUUGACAUUUUGUUGUUGUUGUUGUGUUAUUGGACGCACCCAUCUUCUUAUUCUGCCAGACAGAGGUAAUAUGAUACUCACUCUUCAAACUUUCCUGGCAUUUCCGUAGUGUUGAUCCCCACGUAAACACUUUGCAUACGUGGACACGUUUAUUCUAGAAACAAAUAUUGUACACGUGUUGACUCGGUGCCACAAGUGGCUUGUUGUGCAAAAAAGUGUAAACCAAUUAUCUGAAAUCUGCCAAUCAAGUCUGAAAGGUUUAAAGUAUAGACUACAGUCUAUUAAUUGUUCACACAAACAAAUAAACAGCAUCUCUGAAACUUUAGCGCUUAACCUUCAAGAUAGUGAAUGGAAGCAGCGAUGUACAAGGGAUGUUUGCUGGUAAUGGUGCUGGCCAGUGCUUCAGGUUCGGGCCACGGUGAGCUGUUUUCUAGCAUGGCCCAUCUACAGACAGCGCUGUAUGCCGAGCGCGACAUUGCGCAGGAGAUCAGAAAAUAUGUGGCUGAUGAACUGGAGAGACUCAACAAACUGACUAGGCUGGCUGAUGAGUUUGAGGACCAUAGCACCACAGCUCUACAGGACCCGGACUACUACCUGGGCAACCCUGUGAACGCCUACCUGUUUGUGAAGCACUUCACACUCGACUGGGACAAGGACAUUGAACACACGCUAAAAAACAACAGCAGGGAUGUUUUGCUAAAUAAGAUUGAAGAAUUACGGGAGUACCUGCCUACAUAUGAAGAUCUGUCAGGGUCAGUUAGUGCACUGCUGCGUCUGCAAGACACGUACCAACUGCAGACUACAGAUCUAGCCCGUGGAAAUGUUGGAGGUGUGGUGUCCAGUCAACUGGAUGCAUGGAACUGUUUCGAGCUUGGUCGUCUUGCAUACAAUACUGAGGAUUAUUACCACACAAUCAUGUGGAUGGAGGAAGCCCUACAGAAGAUGAAAGAAGAGGAGAUGGAGGGUGGUGAUCCUGGAGUUAGCACAGCCUCCAUUCUAGACUACCUGGCAUUCGCUCAGUUCAAGGUUGGCUUGUUCGCAGACUGCUUUGAGGUGGGGAGGCAGGCCUACCUGGGGGAGGACUUCUAUCACACCAUCAUGUGGAUGGAGGAGGCAUAUGAGAGGUCAAUGCUCAAACCCAAUGUCAAUGAGACCGCUGGCAUUAUCCUCGAUUAUCUGCAGUUUGCUCAUUAUAAGCAAGGCAAUGUGUGGAGGGCAUUGACACUGACCGAUGAGAUGCUGCAGCUUGAUCCAUCGCACCAGAGGGCUCGUGCUAACAAGGCAUACUACCAGAAGAUGCUUGAGAGCGAGGAGAAGGACUCUCGUAGGCGAGGUGAUGAUGGAACGGUGGUCAACAAGCGACAGUUGGAUGAGUAUCGCAGUGGGGAGGAGUACAAGAGAUACGAGGCACUCUGUAGGGGAGAGGACUUAAAUCCAAUCAAAAAUGCCCACAAGCUGUACUGCCGCUACCACACCAACAACCAUCCCCUGUUGCUGCUGUCUCCAGUGAAGCAAGAGGUCAUUUAUCUGAAACCAUUUAUUGUCCACUACCAUGAUGUCAUAACAGACAGAGAGGUGGAGCUUAUUAAGACCCUUGCAACACCAAAGCUUGGUAGAGCAACAGUUCACAACCCAAAGACAGGAAAACUGGAAACAGCCACUUACAGAGUCAGUAAAAGCUGCUGGCUGUCAGGCUUUGACUCGCCCAGGAUUGACAAUAUCAACAGGCGCAUUUCUGCCAUCACUGGUCUCAAUGUGGAGACUGCUGAAGAGCUCCAGAUUGCUAACUACGGCAUCGGAGGACAGUAUGAACCUCACUUUGAUUUUGCUAGAAAAGAAGAAAAUGCGUUCAAAGAGCUUGGUACAGGAAACAGGAUAGCCACGCUUAUGUUCUAUAUAUCUGAUGUACAGGCAGGUGGUGCGACUGUGUUUCCCUACCUAGGUCUGAAAAUGUUCCCCAAGAAGAACUCUGCUUUAUUCUGGUAUAAUCUGUAUAAAAAUGGAGAAGGCAUCUACGACACCCGUCAUGCUGCCUGCCCUGUGCUUGUGGGGUCUAAGUGGGUGUCCAACAAAUGGAUCCACGAGAGAGGGCAGGAGUUCCUCAGGCCAUGUGGACUCAGGGAGAAGGAGUAAUUGUUAUUGACACAGAGUUGUUUCCCUUGUGCCAUUUUCUCAUGCUUAGGCCAAAAAUGUAAAUAAUCCUGUUUCUGGUCCCUUAUCAUUGUAUGCCCCCCUUCAAAGAAGAUUGGGUAUAUUGCUUUGCUGGAUGUUGGUCUGUCGGUAGACUAGUUAGUUUCCGAUCAAUAACUUGUCAAAUAUUUGACAUAUUGGCUUGAUACUUCACAUGUGCAUUGGCCUUGGACAGUAGAUGACCUCUAUAAAAAUGGGGGUACUCGGUCAAAAGUCAAGGUCACCGUCACAAUAAGUUUGCAAAUCUUUUCCGAUCAAUAGCUCGUCAACAAAUUGACCGAUUGGCUUGAUACUUCACAUGUGCAUUGGACAGUAGAUGACCCGUACUAAAAUUGGAGUCAUUAGGUCAAAGGUCAUGGUCACUGUCACAAUAAGUGGGAAAAUCGUUUCCUAUCAAUAAAUCAUCAACGAAUGGACCAAGGGCUUGCUACCUCCCAUGUGCCUUAGCCUUGGACAGGAGUUGACCCCUAUUGUAAUUGGGGUCACUAGGUCAAAUGUCACUGUCACAAUAAGAAAAUUGUUUUCGAUUAAUAACUCAUCAACGAAUCCACCGAUUGGCUUGAUACUUCAAAUGUGCAUUGGCCUUGAAAAGUAGAUGACUUCUAUUGAAAUUGGGGUCUUUAGUUCAAAGGUCAACGUCACUGUGACAUUAAGUGUUUAAUUGGUUUCUGUUCGAUAUGUCAUCAAAGGAUUGAGUGAUGGUUGUCAAGGCCAUGUUUAGGGGGCAUCUGUCCCCAACCGCGGAGCUUUUGUUUUAAAUAUUUUUUUGUAUGCAGUUCAGUUGAUCAUUACCUUUUAAUAAUAUGCUUUUAAGGUUAUAAGGUUCCUUUAUUUUUUUGGAAAGAGGCCAUAAACAGAUUUAUUAUCCCUCGCCAUAGGCGGAGGGAUAUUGUUUUGGCGUUGUCCGUCCUUCCGUCCGACCGGCACUUUUGUGUCCGGAGCCAUAUCUUGGAAGUGCUUUGGCAGAUUUCAUUGAAACUUGGUAUGAGUAAAUAUAUGGAUAAGAGGAUGAUGCACGCCGAAUGGCAUUGUACACCAUCGGAUAAUAACGGAGUUAUGGCCUAUGUAUCUUGAAAAAAUGCUUUUUUGUGUGUACGGAGCGAAAUCUUGGAAGUGCUUUGAUGGACUUUAUUGAAACUUGGUAGAUCUAUGAGUAUAUAUAAAUUAUAUAUGGAUAAGAGGAUGAUGCACGCCAAAUGGCAUUGUACACCAUCGGAUAAUAACGGAGUUGUGGCCCUUUGUAUCUUGAAAAAAUGCUUUUUUGUGUGUCCAGAGCCAUAUCUUGGAAGUGCUUUGACGGAUUUUAUUGAAACUUGAUAUGAGUAUACAUAUGGAUAAGAGGAUGAUGCACACUGGCCUUAUCCAUCCGUCCAGAAUAAUUUUGUGUCCAGAAGUAUUAUGGCGGGGUAUAUCAAUUCAACGAAUUUGCUUGUUUAUUGCUUUCUUUUGAUGUGGAUUAUGUUAUGAAACAGUGUAAUACGGACAAUUGACUGAUUAUAUUAUGUGUUUUGUGUUCAAGGAGUUGAGAAAAUCAGAUUUUCCAGAUUUAUGAUGUAUAGCUUUCAUGUUGAUCUGUGGACUCCACCUCUAAUUUUCUUGAUGGAGCAUGUAUUAUCUUGAUACAGUUAAUCUCUAUGUGAUACUUUUAGCACUGUAACAUACUUAGGGAGGAUUUAAAAUACUAAAUAGGUAUUAAGUAUUAAUCAGAUUUUUCAUACAAUGGUAAUAUACAUGCAAUAUGUUGUAAUGAGUUGUAUACAGAUUUGUAUAUUUUACAAUAUUCUAUGCUUAUGGAAAAUAACGAGACACAUGUGUCUAUGCACUAACCUUUGUUUUUGUAUGCAAUGUGUUUAUGCUUUAAUUGUUUGUUUGACAUGAUAUACAGAUUUUUACCACUUAUGAUUGUUUCAAAAUUGCUUUUGAGUCUCAAGAUUAUUUAGCUUUUUGUGCAUUAUGAAUUAAUAUUUGAGUUUUUGUUUAAUUUUUAGCAUGUUAUAUAUAAUGAAAUUAUCGUGUUAGCAGACACCAAAACAUACUUUUGUUGAUUGAUAUCAAAUAGGAUUACAAAAAAGCUAGAUAUAUUCAUUUUUUCAAAAUGUAUGCUGUAUGUUGAACAGUUUGUAAAUGCUGACAAAAACACAUUUGUUCUCAUUCCCCAGAUUCAAACAGCCUGUUGACAUAGUUCCGUCCGUCUUUUUUCAGUGUCAAAUACUUACGUUGUCUACUGAGGGUUUGUACAUUAAGUCUGACAUUUGGGUUAUCUGUUAUCAACUAUUUAUUAAACCAGUAUGUGUCAGGAUUGAAAUACUUUUGUUGUACAUCUUAUUACUGCCUGUCAUUUCAUUGAUUUUGCGGCUUGCCUAAACAGAAUUAUUGUAUAAACUGUUAAUUUGCUAUUGCCCCACAGUAUGAAUCUCAAUGUAUAUUUAUCUGCCAUGAAUUCUUGUAUAACACAUGGUUAUGAUCGCAUAAUAAACAUUUUCACGAAAA
Molecule: messenger RNA, 4877 nt
Organism: Dreissena polymorpha
Lineage: Eukaryota; Metazoa; Mollusca; Bivalvia; Myida; Dreissenidae
Product: prolyl 4-hydroxylase subunit alpha-1-like
Exons: 13
Coding region: 546-2330 (594 amino acids)
Biological process (GO): peptidyl-proline hydroxylation to 4-hydroxy-L-proline
Cellular component (GO): endoplasmic reticulum
Molecular function (GO): iron ion binding; L-ascorbic acid binding; procollagen-proline 4-dioxygenase activity
Source: RefSeq, a predicted model, not a curated record